ACCUUCUAGAGUAAAUCAUUUCUCUGAUACUUCGUGUGUUCGCAGGGCUGAGUUUGAGAGUCAGGAGCACAGUUGUGAUUGUACAGAUAUCAAACUGGUUCAAACCUACUACCUUUAGUUACCAUUCAGAUCCCGACUACUCUCGCGCGUCUUGCGUCAUUGGAGUCUGUGAUCUAGAGGAGGCGCGAUUCAGUUCCCUCCGCUUUCACUCAAUCAACAAGCUGUGCGUUUUCCGAGAGGUUCUGGCAGGUUAACAGCAGAAAAAACAACCCUAUCACUGAUCAGAAGAAAUAGAGUGGGGGGAAAUGGACCGAACCUCUGCAAUCCCACGGUAACGCGAGCGUCGAUGAGGAAAGGACUGAAGAAUGGCUGCUCCCGACCUCCUUGAUCCUAAAACAGCCACUCACAACUCCAAACCACGCCUGUCGUUCUCAGCUCAGCCGGUGCUGCUGAAGUCUCCAGAUGACUUUGAGCCUCGUGUGACUGUAAUGCGCUGGAAAACAGUGCUGAGCGUCUUCCUGCUGGUGGUACUGUACUUGAUUGUCGGAGCAACUGUGUUUAAAGAGUUGGAACAGCCUCAUGAAACAUCCCAGAAACUGGCCAUCCUGGUGGAAAAACUGGAAUUCCUUGAGCAGCAUCCAUGUGUCAACUCAUCAGACCUGGAAAACUUAGUGAAGCAAGUGGUGUCAGCAUUACGAGCAGGAGUGAACCCUUCAGGAUACUCAUCCAAUCAGAGCAGUUUAUGGGAUCUCAGCAACUCCUUCUUCUUCGCUGGAACAGUUAUUACCACCAUAGGAUUUGGGAAUAUCUCACCUCACACAGAGGGUGGACGCAUCUUCUGUAUUAUCUAUGCCCUGUUGGGAAUUCCUCUGUUUGGGUUCUUGCUGGCAGGAGUGGGAGAUCAGCUUGGAACAAUCUUCGGAAAGGCAAUUGCUAAAGUGGAGGGGAUGAUUGAUAAGUGGAAUGUGAGUCAAACCAAGAUCCGUGUGAUUUCUACCGUUCUUUUCAUUUUGUUUGGUUGUCUCCUCUUCGUCACCCUGCCGGCCAUCAUAUUCAAACACAUUGAGGGCUGGAGUGCACUGGAGUCCAUCUACUUUGUCGUCAUUACCUUGACAACCAUCGGCUUUGGAGAUUUUGUCGCGGGCGAGGGCGAGCGACGCCAGCACGAAGAGAACAGUGGUGGUUCUGAGUUGGAGUACCUGGACUACUACAAGCCCCUGGUGUGGUUCUGGAUCCUGAUUGGUUUAGCAUACUUCGCUGCUGUUCUCAGUAUGAUUGGAGACUGGUUUCGUGUCAUAUCCAAGAAAACAAAAGAGGAGGUAGGAGAAUUUCGAGCUCAUGCCGCUGAAUGGACUGCUAAUGUGUCCGCUGAGUUUAAAGAGACACGCCGGCGAUUGAGUGUCGACAUUUACGACCGAUUCCAGCGCGCUGCAUCGAUCAAGCGCAAACUGUCCGCUGAAAUAAACCUCAGCCCACCUGUCAAUCAGCAGAUGACACCAGGGAAACGUGCACGUUCAGUUAACCUUGGAGAUGAGAGAGAGGUGUAUCCCUACACGUUUGUACGAAACGGAAGCUUAUUCCUCAACGGUCUCAUCCCGGAUUACGCUGACCAUCUGGAUAUCACUAAAACACAAACAAAAUGAACUGGAACUAAAGAUGUUCACUGAUAAACUGUGAAAAAACAAGAUGAAUAAAAAAGAAUACAAUGACAGAAAAAAUAACGGGGGCAAAGUAAAGACUUCACAUUUUAUAUAAAGAAAAUAUGCCCUAACUUUUAAUGUGGACAAAAAUCAUUGUUUUCCAUUGACGGCCAUGAAAAAGUAGCCAUGUAUUCUAAUUAAUAAUUUUGUUAGAGACGCAUAACAAGUUAUUUAAAUUUAUAUGAUUACACAUUAAUAUACUGUAGAUGUUUUACAAGCUUUCUGUGGCAAGGCUCUACAAGGCAUGACAGUCUUUCUGCUGCAAGAAUGGGCUAAUAUAGACAGCCAAGCAACUGCAACUGAAAUGAAUGGGAAUGCUAACGGAGUGCUCUCUUGAGCUUGUGUCUAACACACUUCAAGACUAUAUCUACAAAGCCUGACUUUUGGUUCAGCCAGCUUAAUGAAGUCACAACCAGAAGAGACACAGUCAACAGGUCUGAAGAGGACUCGAAGGCAGCAAAAGUAUCUGAGCACAGGGUGCUCAAGUGAAGGGGGUCAUUGUGGAGGCAGCGAGCGCUGCAACCUCUGACAUCCAGAUCCCCGGGCUGAGACUGAGAGAUUGCAGUUGCCAUGGAGAUCUGAGACACGUUUUAAGCCACAGCUCCACUCUGCUGCGAGGAAUACUACGGUUGCCGAGCCAUGACUGUAAAUUUCGUCCUUCUCGUACCCACUUGACACUCUUCAGGGAAUGAAGAGUAACAGACAAACCACACACAAGGCUGUUUACAGAUGAAAUGUGUCCUCAGAUGAUUUACUCUGAAAGAAGCAGGAAUUGAUGUUUCUCUCCUAGUAGACUCAGCUGAAAGCAUUCAGGACUGAUGUUUAUAAAUGAAUUGUACCUUUUUCACUGUCUUGAAGGCAACUAAAAUGCCUUUUUCUUGUACAGGGUAGCUCUGGCUGAACAAAAUACACUGAUUUCAAUAUGAUUGCGAUAAUUAAGUGCUAUCCUGUUUCGUCUCUGCUUAGUUAACAACACAAAGAAAGAAGCAAUUAAGAUCUUCAGGCUGUUUUUUUAACUGUGUGUGAACCAGAUUCUGUGAGUGACGAUUUCAUUUACUGUACUGUAUUUCAUAGUCAUAGAGCUGCAUCACAAUUGAUUUCUGAAGGCUUUUGAGAGCCUAAUUUUUAUGAAAUUGGUUGCAAGGUUGAGACGGGUGUAACCCUCACAGUCACAAUGAUGAUCAUGGUAAGCAUUUUCAGGCAUCAAAAGGUGAAGAGCUGAGGUUAAACAAAGUGUUACCAUAACAAAAUGACAUGAAAUUGAGCUGGAAGCAUUUACAUUCCUGUUCUUGGGAGGAGUUUGUUUCAGACUGAAUCUUUUAUUUACCAAAUAUACAUCAAGUUUCUCUAAAAGCACAGAGACUUUGCGAAAUCUACCACACUGUAUGUGAGCAUGCAAAUUCUGCAGUUCAAUUUUAUUUUGAAUUUUGUAAUAAUAUACAGUAUUUCUACACUAUAGGAUCACUUAAUGGCAAAGGUCAAAUGUUUUAAUAAUAAUCAUAGUUUACAAAUGAAUGUAUGUUAGUAUAUCGGUGCUCUGCAUCUUUAAGCCAAAAUAGGGGGAGUAAAGCUGAUAAUUAGUGUGAUUGUUAACUGCACCAGCCUUUUUCAAAUAAACUGAAUCACAUGCAUUAGA
This is a messenger RNA of Cyprinus carpio (common carp), 3336 nucleotides long. It is a transcript of the gene kcnk2b, whose product is annotated as potassium channel, subfamily K, member 2b. Gene Ontology annotation, cellular component: membrane. Gene Ontology annotation, biological process: potassium ion transmembrane transport; stabilization of membrane potential. Lineage: Eukaryota; Metazoa; Chordata; Actinopteri; Cypriniformes; Cyprinidae. The transcript has 9 exons. The record is from RefSeq and is a predicted model, not a curated record. The coding region runs from base 366 to 1643 and encodes 425 amino acids. Gene Ontology annotation, molecular function: outward rectifier potassium channel activity; potassium ion leak channel activity.